Molecule: messenger RNA, 7325 nt
Organism: Apis laboriosa (Himalayan honeybee)
Lineage: Eukaryota; Metazoa; Arthropoda; Insecta; Hymenoptera; Apidae
Gene: heph
Product: polypyrimidine tract-binding protein 2
Exons: 15
Coding region: 839-2578 (579 amino acids)
Biological process (GO): regulation of RNA splicing; mRNA processing
Cellular component (GO): nucleus
Molecular function (GO): mRNA binding
Source: RefSeq, a predicted model, not a curated record
CGCAGUUUUCGUGUUCGCGCGACGUUUCAUCCUCGCAACUAGUUUUCCGCGUUAUCGCAGCCUUUUUUUUUGUGCCCUUCCUCUUACUAUUUCUUCUUGUCUGUCGCUUGUCAUUUGUUUUUCGUGUGGUACGCGAUUCGCGCGGCGUGUGCGCUCGUGCCCGGCUUGCUAGUUUCCAGUGUGUAACACGAGCUCAGUGUGAAACGGCUGACGUCGCUCGUCACGGCAUUUUUUUUUAAGCGUCACGCGGGUGAACCGGAAGAAAGAGGCUCGAUCUCGCCGGAAGUUGCCGAAGCUGCCGGCCAGCGUGAUCCGCAGACCGAUUCGCGACGCGCCAUCUCCUAACCUCUAAAAGCGUUUUCGCCAACCGUUCUCUGUGACAACCGAACCAAGCAGCGGCUGCGUCCUCCUGCUCUCAUCCGUGUGACGUUGUCUUCGAUUCGAUAUUCACGCGGCGUUCGCGCGUUCGUUCACUUCACUUGCCGCGUAGUGCGUGCGCGGAAAUCAUCGAUAUCUGUUUUUCCAAGUGACACACCAUCACCGAUUGCCGGUAUAAUAUUCGCGGGCGUCGCAACGGAUCGUGAAACAAAAGAGAUAAGGAAAUAUAUUCUAACCUGUGCCUCUCGUUUGUGUGCUUUGUGCCAAGGAUAUUCACGUGUGUGUACGAUAAUUACAACAUCGCCGAUCUUUCUCAGGGAGCACUACGUUUUUUCCUUUGGAUACGAUCUUCCUUCGCCUGUGGACCACGUCCUACCGUUCCCACGGUAGGUCUAGUAAGCAAUAAAUUGAUUUGUGUUCUGUGCACGAAGGGAAAGUACGUGCGAAGAUUCUAGACAGUAUGAUGAUGGCAAACAUAUCCCCCGUUAUGCUGCCACCCCUUACCGACUAUGGGAUGCUGACUCCUACCCUCGGAAUAAAGAGGGGUAGCGACGAGCUUUUGUCGCAAAGCGGAGCAGUUAGCAAUGGUGCUGCAAUGAGUCCACAACCACAUCACGCGGCCGAUAACAACAAUGACGCCAAGAAGGUUAAACUCGACAAGAGCCACAACGGCAAACUUUCGAGGGUUAUCCACAUCAGAAACAUCCCCAACGAAGUAUCGGAGGGUGAAAUCAUCCAUCUUGGCAUCCCCUUCGGCCGUGUCACAAACGUGCUCGUUCUCAAAGGGAAAAAUCAGGCGUUCCUGGAAAUGGCGGAUGAAAAUGCUGCAGCGACGAUGGUAAAUUAUUAUGCCUCGUGCAUGGCCCAGCUCCGUGGCAGAGCGGUCUACGUUCAAUUCAGUAACCAUCGUGAACUCAAAACGGAUCAAACGCACACCAACAAUGCGAACUCGAACAACCAAGUCGCGCUUCCUGGACAGAAUCAGGUGGCUCAGACACAAGCAGAGACCCAAGGGGGGCCCAAUACCGUUCUCAGAGUCAUCGUCGAGCAGAUGGUUUACCCAAUUUCCUUAGACGUGCUCUAUCAGAUAUUCACACGUUUUGGCAAGGUCCUGAAAAUCGUCACUUUCACGAAGAACAAUACUUUCCAGGCACUAAUACAAUACGCCGACAUGCUGUCAGCGCAAACCGCCAAACUCUCGCUGGAAGGUCAAAACAUAUAUAAUUCCUGUUGCACGUUGCGCAUCGACUACAGCAAGAUGCAGAACUUGAACGUGAAGUACAACAACGACAAGUCGAGGGAUUAUACCAACCCGUCUUUGCCAACUGGAGACGCGAAUUUGGACGCGGCAUCUCUUGCCUUGGGCGGCGAACUUCUUCCACAGUUGUUGAUGGGCGCUGGAUCGCAGCCUCGCGCAAGAAUACCCGUAGAGUCCAUUGCAGGGGCACCGGGUGUGCUGCCCACGCCCUUUGCGGCCAUGCACGGUCUACCCUCGCCCUUAGCAGGCCCGUACAACGGGGUUCCACCUGCCGGCGGAUUGGCUGGCCUCGGUGGGUUCCCUUUGGGUGCAGCUGGCCUUGGGGUGCGCGUCCCCACUAAUGCGCAAACCUCCGCUGUCCUGCUCGUCAGUAAUCUCAACGAAGAGAUGGUCACGCCUGACGCUCUCUUUACCCUGUUUGGCGUUUACGGGGAUGUACAGCGUGUGAAGAUUCUCUACAACAAGAAGGACUCGGCACUGAUUCAGAUGGCCGAACCGCAUCAGGCGCACUUAGCACUGACGCACAUGGACAAAUUGCGAGUAUUUGGCAAGCAGAUCAAGGUAAUGCUCAGCAAGCACCAGACGGUUCAGUUACCGAAGGAGGGCCAACCAGACGCUGGAUUGACGAAAGAUUACACCAAUAGUCCUCUUCAUCGGUUCAAGAAACCAGGCUCGAAGAAUUAUCAGAACAUUUAUCCACCAAGUUCCACUCUGCAUUUAUCAAAUAUUCCAACAACUGUGACCGAAGAGGAGAUCAGGGAUGCAUUCACCAAAAAUGGCUUCACCGUGAAGGCAUUCAAGUUCUUCCCGAAAGACAGAAAGAUGGCGCUUAUACAGAUGCCAAGCAUGGACGAUGCUGUAGCUGCUUUGAUCAAAAUGCACAAUUACCAGUUAAGCGAGUCCAAUCACCUCAGAGUGUCAUUCUCGAAGAGCAACAUCUAACAAGAAUCACAAUUAAGCAACCUGCAGAAACCGCGAUCAAUGAGAAGGGGACCCAAGGUGAUCCAAAAUUUUAAGUGAAACUCCCAAUGUUAAAAGCGUUGAAAAAACCUGUUAAAAACCAAAAACCUGUGCGGACCAAGGAAAUUCGGGGUCUGGUUCGAGCCACGCAGUAGACAAGGCUUAGUGUCUACAGAGGUUAUUAGGAGUAAAUAAUUAAACAAGGGACACGAUGCUACGUAUUGCUCGGAAGAAGGCCUUUGAAAUGGAAUGCGGGUUUCAUUGGUUAUCUUCUCAUAGACCAAAUACAAUCAUAAAAAUAGGGAUACGUAUUGGGCCAAAAAAGUCUGACACCUUACUUCUACUUACAAAUAAGAUCUUAUAGCAUUGCGUUUAUAGGGGCGAGGAAAGGCAAACAAACAAAAGGGCACUUCCUUUUAUCACCAAAAGACUUUUUCCCGGCAACACGUGGUAUCUGUACUUUCACAUAAUUGCAAACACCCACGCAAACACGGACAAACCAUCGCACACUAUGUUAUACACCCUGCAUUACAUCUUCAGACAUCCUCAAACACAGUGAAACACACUCAAGCAAAACUUCAAUAUAAUACAUAAUAUAUAUAUUUGAUAUAUCGCAAUGUAACAGGUGUGUCCAAAAGUGCGCAGCGGCUACAUCCCAAUAAUCUAUAUUUUAUUAAUAACUGAUAAGGACUUAGGAUUAUCGACGUUAACGGUUUAUGGUAAUCGAGAGCUAGCAGAGAGAGAAAAAAAAAAAAAAUUAAUCUAUUACGAAUCUAACGUCGUGACACACGCGGUACAUAUACAUAUAUAUAUAUAUAUAAAUAUUAUAUAAAUUAGAGACACGAUGAUCUGAGCACGACGAACCGAAAGAACGAAAGAGAAAGAGAGAUAGAGAACUCGUGAACACGAGAGAGACAGAGUGAAUGCGAAGCGAGCGAAUGAACACAAUCCAGGGAAUAUCCGAGAGAUAAGUAUGAUGAUAAUAUGUAUGUGUGUAAUCCUCCUGUUGAAAGUUCAGGAUAACGUAGUACGGUGGUUUGUAUGCCUAAUCGGGGCCUUAGGCGUCGUUCACACCAGAAUUCAAGGGAACCAGCUGUUUGUUCGAUUAUUCUUCGCCCAUAAAAAAAAAAAAAAAAAAAAAAAAGGAGAGAAUGAUAGGGGAAGAAAGGGACGAUAUUUCACGCUAUUCGAGCAAGCUUUUCUCCACGAUGGCUGUUUACACGAAUUAAAUAAAUGAAAUGAUGAAAAGAGGAUCACUAUAACCAAUUUAGCAAGAAGAAAUAGAGAAUCGUUGAAGAGACGUUGGACCGAUUCGAAAGUAUGUUUAUAUCUCGAGUGAUCUUCUUCUGCAUCUCUUCUCCUCUUCUAUGAUUUUUAAAAAAAAAAUUUCUCUGUCGACAACAUAUCAUUGUGCUUUUCCUUCGAAAAGACACACAUCGUGCUUUGGGCAUCGAUCCAACGUUUUCUCUUUUUUUUUUUUUUCUUUUUUUUUUUUUUUUUCUCUCUCGUUUUCCAAGAGGUAUAGUGAUGCCUCGAAUUAGAUUUCGAUCAGGAUAGCGAUUUGGUGUGCCUGUUGAGUGAUUCUGUAAUCUUCUUGCCUGCUUUUCUCUUCCACGGUCGCUGUAAUUGACGUUAAAAAAAGGCUCGUCAGGGAAGAAACGUGAUAGAAUAUCGGUUUUCCGGACAAAAAUAUCGGUUAACCGGGCUUCUAUCUAUCCGGUUAUAUCGUUAAUUGAUCGUUACGAUACGUAACGUCGAAUAAUAAUAAUUGCCAAAACGCGACGAAAAAGAAAAAGAAAGAUAAAAAUAGAAAAACAAAAAAAAAAGAGAGAGAGAAGAAUAUUAAAGAGCGCAUGAAAGUAGCACACAGCUGUAGGGAAGAGAAAGCGGAAAACUGAGCCUAAUUAAUUAAAACGCGAAGAGUUUCUCGACGACCCCAUCGAAUUUCGAAAAAAAGAAAAAAAAAAAAAGAAUAGAAAAAAAAAACGAAAAAAAAAAAAAAAGAAAAUAGAGAGAAAGUAACGAUCUCGAUGAUCCUUGCUUUGGGAGAGGAGCGUUCAGUCGCGAGACACAGAGCAUUAAAGAAUUAUCUAAGGUUAGCUGUUAAGUGGACGAAACAAAAAAAGAAAAAGAUUUAAAAAGAAUAAAAAACAAAGCGUGACACAACAUACGACACAGACAUGACAAAAUACAAGGAAACAAACGCAUACAUGCAAAAAAAAAACAUUUACAUUUAAACGUUCACAGUGUACACACGACUUAGCGUGUUAGACUCGUGUAGUAGUCCCCUUAUCCCCUACCCCCCUUUCUAAUUAAGCCUCCAGAUCUUAACGAGUACUAUAAUGUAUAGUUGAACUCGACAAUCACUCGACUCUCUGUAUUGAUAAUUCUCGAGGGGAGGAAACAAAAGAAGAUAAGGAGUAAAAAAGAAAAAAGAAGGAAAGAUAGAAAGGAAAAGCAAGAGUGGAAAGGAAAAAUGAAAGAAUAAAAAAAAAAGAAAAAAAAAAAAAAAAAAAAANAAAAAAAAAAAAAAAAAAAAAGGGUAUCCCUGAGCCGUUGGAAAAUGCUGCUACUAUUCUUGAGAAAAUUGUUAUUUCAAGUAUCUGCUGGGAUUUUUUCGAGUUCACUAUCUAUUUCUACUUCUUUUUUCCUUCUUCGAGCAUUCUUCUCGCCUUUCUCAACGUCACUUUAUAGGAAAGUGGGAAUUCUCUUUCGUUGCGCCACUUUUUUACGUUCCUUUCUGUGAGAGUUUCUCUUUUGAAUUUGACCCUUUUUUCCUUAUUUUGUUAGAAGUUCUUCCAAUCUUUCUACAAUUGUCAAUUGAGAAUGGAAAAUAGUAUUGUACGAUCAGACCUUAAGUCAAUAAAAAGAAGAAUUUUUCUGAAUGGAAAUGAGCGAAUGUAACGAAAUGUUAAGCUAAUAAUAGAAUGCGUUUUAUAUAUAUAUAUAUAUAUUAAAAAAAAAAAGAAAGAAAGAAAAAAAAAGAAAAAAAAAAGAACAAAAAGCGUGAAAUCUGAGACGUAUGAAUAAUAUUCUCUUCACGUAUAAAAGUUUCAAAAUGAAUGAAUAGAAAAUGAAGAUAAUAGAUAGAUCGUGUAAAAGAUUUUUUCAUGGAAGAUAUAAUCUUUAUACCAUAGUACCACGAAUUUCUGUUUUUUUCAAGAAAGGUGACAAACGAGCUAAGAUUAAUUACUUUCUAAAGGAAAUAAAGAAAAUAAGGAUCGUUACGAUGAAAUCAAAAAUAUACAAAUGAUAUAUUAAAAAUGAAGAAAUUAAAUUCUAAUUCGAUCGGAAGAACUUCUAAUCCUUUCUUAGUGAGAAGAGAAAAGUAAAUUUAAUGAUGAGAAAGAAAUAUAUCGAGUAAAAUCGAUUAAAAAACUUUUCGUUUCGGAACAGAUUGUUAGAAUUGUUAUCAAAAGUAUCACGAGAGAGACGAUCAAGGGAAUCGGAAUCGUGGGCCAGGAAUUGCGUUGCAAGUCACAAUCAGCUCGCGAGACAAAUCAAUUUUUGCUUUUUUGUACACGGAGAUAUACACGUAGUAAGAUACCGCGAUGGAUCAUUCGCGAUUUGUCCGAGCGAGCGCUUUAAAGGUUAAGCUGUUUCAUAGUAAGUUUGUCGUUAGGGGAAAUCGGUUGUGUCACCCAGAAGACCCGGGAUGAUUAGUGAUCGAUGUCCACUGGACGAGGCAGAGGCAAACCAGAGACUCGUUUUCUCGUCGAUCGAUCGUCGUCGAAUCGAAUGUGUCGCUUUUUUUUUUUUUUUUUUUUUUUUGUAAAAAUCGAUUUUUUUUUAUUCCUUUUUAACUCCUCUUAUCUCUAACUUUUUAUUCGACGUAUUAUUAUUCGAACCUCCUAAGAAUUGAUCCAACUCUUGUGUCCGUAAACACCACAGAAGUAGAUUUUUUUAACGGUCACGGAAUAUCUGUCUUUUUUAGACGUCCGUUUUUUUCUGGAAACUGCAAACGAACUUUGAAAACAAUGGAUCGUUUUUCGAGAUUUGAAAGAUUGAAAUUUUUCGAUGAUCGAUCAGGUAUGGAAAUGGAAGUUUGAGUAAUUAAUUACAGUGCUGGUUACAGAAAGACCCGUUCCAGAUAUUAUUUUACAAAGAAUAUGAUUUUUAAACUGAAAAUAAAAAUUUAGCUUUUUAAUCGGGUUAAUAAUUUUUUUGUUUUGUUUUAUCAAUUUUAUUUGACUCGGUGGAAAAAUUGAAAAAAAUUGAAAUUUUAUUUUUGUUAUAUUCGGUAAAAUGUUUUUAAAUAUAGAUUUUCAUGAAGAGAAACAACGUUUUAGUCUUUCAUUCUCUUUCAUCGUGUUAAAGAAGUAAUGAAAAAAAAUAAUUGUAUUACGCUACAAAUUUCUGUAUCUCCCAUUCGAAAUUUUCGAAAAGAUCUGGAAGGGUCUCGAAACUCAAGAAAAUUCACUUUCCAUCUCGAGUCGAAUAAAUUCCCAAACGCGUAAACUAUUUAAAAAAAAAAAAAAAAAAAAAAAGAGGAAAAGUAAUAUAAAUCCAAAUUUAUAUUUAACGAGAUUGAACAACUCACGACAAUCAUUUUAUAUUUAAAACUUAGACUUUCAGAGCCUUAGAAAACUUUCAGAGGAAACUUCAAGGAACGAGUUAUCCAGCAUUAAUAGCCAAUAAAAACUUUAAUAAAAACUUAGAAUCCUUAGGAAACUGUUAAAAUCCAAACAAAAAAAAAAAAAAAAAAAAAAAAAAGACGAAGCAAGAAGAA